UCCAAUGUCUUCUCCAUGUUCGAGCAGGCCCAGAUCCAGGAAUUCAAAGAGUCUUUGCAAGGGUCAACAUCUCUUCCUCUCCCUGUGCAUCCUGUCCUCCUCCUGUGCUUGCAGGCAUUCACCAUCAUGGAUCAGAACCGAGAUGGCUUCAUUGACAAGGCAGAUCUGAGAGACACAUUUGCUGCGCUCGGGCGCCUGAACGUCAAAAAUGAAGAGAUUGAUGAGAUGAUAAAGGAGGCACCUGGCCCAAUCAACUUCACUGUGUUCCUCACCAUGUUUGGGGAGAAACUCAAGGGUGCUGACCCGGAGGAGACAAUCCUGAAUGCAUUCAAGGUGUUUGAUCCAGAGGGCAAAGGCCUGAAAUCUGACUACAUCAAAGAAAUGCUGAUGACACAGGGCGAGAGGUUUUCCCAGGAAGAGGUCGAUCAGAUGUUCACAGCCUUCCCUCCAGACAUGUCUGGCAACCUGGAUUACAAAAACCUUGUCCAUGUCAUCACACACGGCGAAGAGAAGGACUAG
Molecule: messenger RNA, 519 nt
Organism: Dryobates pubescens (Downy woodpecker)
Lineage: Eukaryota; Metazoa; Chordata; Aves; Piciformes; Picidae
Gene: MYL2
Product: myosin light chain 2
Exons: 6
Coding region: 16-519 (167 amino acids)
Biological process (GO): cardiac muscle contraction; heart development; muscle cell fate specification
Cellular component (GO): cytoplasm; myofibril
Molecular function (GO): calcium ion binding
Source: RefSeq, a predicted model, not a curated record